AUGUGGAUUGUCGGAUGCGCUCUAGACAAGGGCCUCGAGUUUCGAGUCGUCAACUUUCUGCUGGGAAGCGUGGCCCUCGGACUAGUCGUCAUGCGACUCUUUUUCAAAAAGUACCUCAGCACCAGCAAAAGACUCGGCCUGGACGACUGGACAAUCGUGGCGGGCCUCAUUCUAGGAGUCCCCAGCAUCGUUAUCCAGGUCUUUUUUCUGACUCCGACGGGGCUGGGGAGAGACAUCUGGACGCUGGAUAUACCCACGUUGAUCGCGUUCGGCCGCUACUUUUACGUCAUGGAGAUUCUGUACCUGACAUUGAUGAUGCUGAUCAAGGUGGCGCUGUCUCUGUUCUACCUCAGCAUAUUCCCGGGGACUGUCAUUCGGCGCUUGCUGUGGGUGACUGUGGCAUUCCACGUCGCUUGCGGACUGGCCUUUAUCCUGAAAACCGUGCUGCAAUGCACGCCGGUCGCGUACAACUGGGAAAAGUUCAACGGCGAUGCUUCAACUACAGGCCAUUGCGUCGAUAUCAAUGCGUCGGGAUGGGUGAAUGGCGUGAUUGGCGUCGUGGCGGAUAUUUGGCUCUUUGCCCUGCCGCUGACACAGCUCAAGAGGCUCACGCUGCAUUGGAAAAAGAAGGUCGCCGCGGCUAUCAUGUUCUUGACCGGCGCAAUAAUUACCAUUGUGUCCAUGCUCCGGCUCAAGUCUCUGGUCCAUUUUGCCAACUCGUACAACCCAACUUGGGAUCAAUGGAGUGUCGUCUUUUGGUCCACGAUUGAGGUGUCGGUCGGGUUUAUUUGCACUUGUCUGCCUGCCUUGCGCCUCAUACUCAUGCGCAUGUACCCUCAGACAUUCAAGUCGGAUUCUUAUGCAUCUUCCUCUUUCACAUCGAGAAAUCUUUACAGGCGCAGUAGCAUUUCACGGAUUGUUGACGAGGGCUGUGAAAACGACUUGGUUGACUUGUCUCAGUCGAAUUUGAUACCGGCUCAUCUACAGGAUACUCUAAAGGAUAAUGAAGACGAGUCGGGGGCUAGGAGGGGCAAGAUUCGGAUACAAUCUCUGCAGACCUUAUCCCUUGAUGAGAAUAUCAUGGAAGGAACGGCGAGGGACCAAACGGCUGCAAGAAGGUCGUCUGCUAAUAAUUAG
Molecule: messenger RNA, 1137 nt
Organism: Metarhizium brunneum ARSEF 3297
Lineage: Eukaryota; Fungi; Ascomycota; Sordariomycetes; Hypocreales; Clavicipitaceae
Source: RefSeq, a predicted model, not a curated record